AUGCUGCAUUGCAAUGUAAUUAGCCAAUCAAUAUUAAAGAAUUUCAAUUCCCGAUUUUCAGCUUUUCUAACCCUUACUGGACCAACUGCUGAAUAUGCUAUACUAGCAGCAUUAAGUUACCCUCGCUUUAAAAACCAAUGGUUUUCUUGCGUUGAUGCAUCUGAGCACACUCGAUUGAAAAAUCUUCUAAUUUCCGUCAUUACAAAAGAAUUCAGUGAAACAGCACAGCCUAUUAUCAAUAGCAAUGUAACUAAAGAAGAAAACGAAUUUUUUGAUUUUGACAUUUACAAAGAUUGUUUACUAGGAAAACCAAAAGGUAAAGCUGAAUUAAUCAUUGCGAGUUUCUUUUCAGAAGAAAGUCAAGAUUUAAAAAUACUCAAUCGGUAUCCAGAAAUAAAGAACAUAUUUUUAAAGUACAAUACACCCCUACCAUCUUCUGCACCAGUAGAGCGACUGUUUUCGUUUGCGACUAUGAUCAAUACUCCAAAAACAAAUAAGCUAUCUGAUCAAUUAUUUGAGGAAAGAGUAGUAUUAAAAACCAAUUUAAAUCACGAAAAAAAUAUUUUAAAUAUGGUUGUUUAAGUCAUUAUUUUGAAAAGUGUGAUAUUUAUAGUUUGGGGUACAUCUGAUUUCAGAUUUAAAAAAAAAAUAG
Molecule: messenger RNA, 652 nt
Organism: Parasteatoda tepidariorum (common house spider)
Lineage: Eukaryota; Metazoa; Arthropoda; Arachnida; Araneae; Theridiidae
Source: RefSeq, a predicted model, not a curated record